UGAUAUAUGGACAAGUUAAAUAUUGUGAACAGUAUACGCAUUAUUGCUUUGUUGUUACACCUCCAGGCCUAAAUGCUGCAUUAGAAGAAAGUUAUGUAAACUUUCGUUUGGAAGCUCCAAAAGAGGUUGCCUGGCAUAAUGAUGCUGAAAACAAAACAAUAAUAUCACAACGUAAAGCAGAAUCAUAUGUAGAACCUAGUCCAACAGAAUUUCAAAGUGACCUUAUACUUGAUCAAGAUAAUAGUGGAAUCAUUGGUAACAAUUUUGUCGUCAAUUUUAAACGUUUACAAUCCGUUCAAUCCAACACUAUCCGCCAUAAACAACCUUUCGUUUGGGCAAUCUCUUAUACGAAUCCAAAAUCAUCCGCUUUUAAUGCAACCAUUGAAAAACAUGAUUGGACUGGCCUUACAACAUUAAGAUUAACACAAAGUGGACAAACUGACGGUGUUUUGACUACCUAUGAUAGAUAUAUUAUUGCUCAUUCUACCUUAAUGUUUAUUGCUUGGUUUGUCAUUACUCCUGGAUCAAUCUUUGUGGCUAGAUUUGGUAGAAACAUUUUACCUUCAUCUUGGUUCAAAAUACAUUGGAUUGCUCAAUUGUUUGUUGCCACUCCCCUUGUAAUUAUUGGUUUCAUCUUACCAAUAGUCGCCGUAGCUGGAAAUGUUGUUUUUGAUGAAACGCACCAGAUUGUUGGUUUGACUCUUUUUAUUGGCCUAUUUGUCCAAUUAAUCAUUGGCGGAGUUCAUCAUAAACUAUACGAUCCUUCACGUAAUUAUACACCUUGGUGGACUCAUCUUCACAAGUUGUUUGGCAAAUUACUUUUCGUCUUGGCUUCAUUUCAAGUACCAUUAGGUUUAGCACUUUACAAAGCAAAUCCCUAUUACAAAUACAUUUUCUACGCUUACUUUUUCGUUCUUAUCAUAGCAUAUGGCGUGCUUUCCUUUAAAUUAUGGAAAAAAAGUGGAAAUGUCAAUAAAGCUAGUGGAUUUAAAAGAAUGCCCGAAGUUUCUGAUAGACCAUAA
This is a messenger RNA of Entrophospora candida, 1022 nucleotides long. The record is from the annotation of a GenBank genome assembly. Lineage: Eukaryota; Fungi; Glomeromycota; Glomeromycetes; Entrophosporales; Entrophosporaceae.